AUGCCCAUUUUUAAGCUGAAGCUCUGGAAUGGGCCUCUGCCCAGCUCCAGCCUAAACUGCGCGCUCGAACUCUUUGAUAGUGUGCGGACGCCUCACUACGCGCUCUCACGCACGGUGGAUCAGAUUGCCAGCAAGAGACACCGGAUAUCGAUGAAGUCAACACUGUCGAAGAAACGGUCAUCGGACAGGAUACGAGACAACCACGGCUCGGGCUUGAUCAUCUUCCAUCGUGCCGUCCUGCUGAGACUACUGUUCGACGCACUACCAGAUGAAGCCAAGGCUCAGUAUUUUGUCAGUAAGAGAGUCACGGGUAUUGACAUCUCUCCUUCUGGCACAACUGCACACUGUGACGAUGGAUCGUUGUACACUGGGUCCCUAAUCAUUGGUGCUGAUGGUGUCCACUCCAGGAUCAGCACCAUCAUACGGGAUCUCAGGCUCGACCUUCUGCAGACUGUGAGCGGCCAAAAUGCACUCGAUUCUGCCAAUGAUAUCACAAGCAACGCAGAGGACCCUUUCCCGGCCACUUACAAAUGUUUAUGGGGUUCAUUCAAGCGAGAGACGGACAUUGGCGAGAGUUAUGAGAUACAGGGUCACAAUCGAUCAGCCAUGUACCUGACAGGCAAGGAAAAGGCCUGGAUUUUCUUGUAUGAAAGGCUUCCGGUGACAUCAGCAAAGAAGGUAACAUACAGCCCCGAAGAUGCAAACGCGUUUGCGCAAAGCUUCGGCGAUUGGCACGUUCAUGAGAAGCUCAAUAUCAGCGACAUCAUGAACAAACCAACUUUUGUCUCGGGGAUGAAUAACCUUGGAGAAGGUGUCGCUGCGGCAGAAACGUGGAGUUUUGCCGGCCGAGUCGCCCUCGUAGGGGAUGCGUGCCAUAGAUUCACCCCCAACGCUGGGCUUGGACUCAAUGCGGGUAUACAAGAUGUUGUCUCCUUGGUGAAUCAUCUUCACGUCCUUUCUGCGCAAACCCGACGUGGCUUGUUCGACGACACGUUGUUUGUGAACACGUUGGAGAGAUACCAGGAGGAAAGGCGCGAGCCGGUGGCAAGAGACUACGCUGUGGCGUCACAGUCGACGCGGCUGCAAGCAUGGGCGACUUGGCGCGAUUAUCUGUUGGCACGCUGGUUCUAUCCAUUUGAGUUCGUGAAGAACUACCUGACGGAUUACGGAACGGCUGCCAGCUUCAAACGUGGACUUGUCUUGGACUUCAUUGAAUCUGACGAGGUGCUGCAUGGCAGAGUCCCCUGGGACCGUCCCCUCGUACGGGGUGCACUGCCCAUCAAGACGAGCUAA
Messenger RNA from Verticillium nonalfalfae, 1293 nucleotides. RefSeq lists its product as uncharacterized. The transcript is spliced from 3 exons. The record is from RefSeq and is a predicted model, not a curated record. The coding region runs from base 1 to 1293 and encodes 430 amino acids. Gene Ontology annotation, molecular function: FAD binding. Lineage: Eukaryota; Fungi; Ascomycota; Sordariomycetes; Glomerellales; Plectosphaerellaceae.